Pistacia vera is the source of this 770-nucleotide messenger RNA. Its product is annotated as translocator protein homolog. NCBI's taxonomy places the organism in Eukaryota, Viridiplantae, Streptophyta, Magnoliopsida, Sapindales, Anacardiaceae. The transcript has a single exon. The record is from RefSeq and is a predicted model, not a curated record. Gene Ontology annotation, cellular component: membrane. The coding region runs from base 63 to 635 and encodes 190 amino acids.
CUUCCACUCUCUCUCUCUCUCUUUCUUUCUGUAUUGACAUACACGUAACACAAACGUCAUUCAUGGCUUCCCACUCCCAGGACCUGAAGCAACGUAUCAAGGAUGGCCCUGCCGACACGCCCACCCCGGAUAACAACUACACCAAAACCAAACGAGAGAAGAGAACGGACAUGGCCAAACGUGGCCUUAGAUCGUUGUCCAUAGCCGUUGCUCUUCCUCUUGCUCUUGUCCUUUUUGACAUCUAUUAUUUCGGUUCAAGUCGUAGCUAUGUCGCCCUCAAGAAACCACUUUGGUUCCCUCCUUUGUGGGUAAUACACACAGCCUGCAUGGCUUCGAAUUUCUUGAUGGGUCUGUCGGCGUGGCUUGUUUGGGCUGAAGGUGGUUUCCACAAGAACCCAACGGCUUUGUCUUUUUGCUUGGGUGAGCUUUUAUUGAGUUUGGCUUGGCAUCCUAUUGUGUUGCAUUUGGGAGCCAAUUGGGUUGGGUUGAUUUUGUGUUUAGCUAUGUUUGGGGCUUUGGCUGGAUGUUGUCAGGCCUUCAGGGAGGUUAAACCAAUAGCGAGUGAUUUGGUAAAGCCAUGUUUGGCUUGGACGGCGUUUCUGGCCAUUGUAAAUCUUAAGCUUCUUUUUCUUUGAAGUGUAGCUGAUGAUGUUCUUACUUUUGUUUGUAGUUUCCUUGUAAACAAUAUCUCUCAAGAUAUAGUUACAUGGUUAGUGAGUAAUGGAUACAUAUCAUACAUAAUUCAAUUUCACAGUGUGGUUGGGCUUUAA